Messenger RNA from Ascochyta rabiei, 3105 nucleotides. RefSeq names its product pre-tRNA nuclear export protein. NCBI's taxonomy places the organism in Eukaryota, Fungi, Ascomycota, Dothideomycetes, Pleosporales, Didymellaceae. Gene Ontology annotation, biological process: tRNA re-export from nucleus. The transcript is spliced from 4 exons. Gene Ontology annotation, molecular function: tRNA binding; small GTPase binding. Gene Ontology annotation, cellular component: cytoplasm; nuclear matrix; nuclear pore. The record is from RefSeq and is a predicted model, not a curated record. The coding region runs from base 1 to 3105 and encodes 1034 amino acids.
AUGGAGGCCCAGGUCGAAAAUGCCAUCCAAAUCGCCUCGGACCCCCUCUCGAACCAGCAGCUGCGCGGCCAGGCCAUAGAAUACCUCAACCAGCUACGCGCAGAAGGCACCGCGUGGCAGGCCUCGCUAGCUCUCUUCAUCCGCGAUCCUCGUCCCUCAGAUAUCACUCGCCAUACCUCCCUCGACCUCGUCAACAAUGCCGUUCAAGAGCACCGGCUCGACGAGCAGAGCCUUGCAUACAUCAAGGACACGCUCAUGACUCACAUUCGCCAGUCCUACGCGCCUGGCAGUAGCUCGACCGACACAACCCAUAUCCAGAACAAGCUGAUGCAAACCAUGACCUAUCUUUUUGUAGCCUUAUACCCUUCUUCGUGGCAGUCUUUCUUCGACGAUUUUCGCGCGCUCGCCGGCGACCAGGCAGCUAUCGGCAGCACCAACGCCGCUACGACUUUCCUAUAUCUACGCGUACUGGGCCAGGUGCACGACGAAAUCGCCGAUCAGCUGGUCUCGAGGCCCGAAGACGAGAAGAAGCGCAACACCGACCUGAAGGAUCUGAUCCGACAACGGGACGCUCAGAAGAUCUCAUUAUCGUGGCAGGAGAUCCUCGGCAAAUGGAGGGACAUUGACCUGGGUCUUGUUGAGAUGUGUCUCCGGACCAUCGGUCGAUGGGUCAGCUGGACGGAUAUUAACCUCAUUGUAAAUCAGUCCAUGAUCAGUACUUUUCUGGAAAUGGCUGGACAGCAAGGCAUCAACGAUCCCGGAAGUCCAUCCGGCAAAGUCCGUGAUGCAGCCAUCGAUACCUUUUCAGAGAUUGUCAGCAAGAAGAUGAGUCCAGGCGACAAGAUUGAGCUCAUCCUGUUUCUGAACCUCUCGGACGUUGUCGGCCAGCUUCUUGGAAGCCCAGCGCUGGCGGAAUACAACAGCCCGAACUACGACAAUGAUCUUGCAGAGACCGUAGCGAAGCUCGUCAACAACAUCGUCUUCGACGUCGUUAAAAUUCUGGAAAGCGAUUCUGUGAACGAGCAGACCCGUCAACGCGCCGACGACCUUGUCCGAAUCUUUACGCCGUACCUCCUGCGCUUCUUUGCCGAUCAAUACGACGAAGUCUGUUCAACCGUCAUCCCAGCUCUGACCGAUCUCCUUACUUUCCUGCGCAAGCUUCAAAAGAAGACUGGAUCCGUGCCACCUCAGUAUGCGGCGGUGCUACCACCUGUUUUGGACGCCAUCGUUGCGAAGAUGAAGUAUGACGAGACCGCCUCUUGGGGCGAGGAAGACGAACAAACAGACGAAGCGGAGUUCCAGGACCUGCGAAGACGCCUUCACGUACUGCAGCAGACGGUCACGGCUAUCGAUGAGGCAUACUACAUUGAGACGCUUAGCCGUGUAGUGAACGGCACGUUUGGUCGUCUGUCGCAGGGCGAUCAGAGUUUGAACUGGCGUGAUCUCGAAUUGGCUCUGUACGAGAUGUAUCUGUUUGGCGAACUGGCAGUCAGGAACCAAGGAUUGUACGCAAAGCGCGAACCUUCGUCUGUCGCUGCCCAGCAGCUCGUGGGUAUGAUGCACAGCAUGAUCGACUCAGGUCUCGCCAACUACUCACACCCUGCUGUUCAACUCCAGUACAUGGAAAUUUGCGUCCGCUACUAUCAGUUCUUCGAGCAAAACCCUCAGCUGAUCCCCAAGGUCCUCGAGAACUUUGUCUCGUUGACACACAGCAACCACGUCAAAGUUCGCUCACGAUCAUGGUACCUCUUUCAGCGACUAGUUAAGCACCUUCGAGCCCAAUUGGGUAACGUUUCGUACGACAUCAUCCAGGCUGUCGGUGACUUGCUCACCAUCAAGGCGGAAGUCCCCGAUACUUCAGAGGACGAUAUGUCAUCAGACGAAGACGAUCAGUCUGCGGACGCCCUCUUCAACUCGCAGUUGUAUCUGUUCGAGGCGAUUGGGUGCAUAGCCUCUGCGAACACAGUCUCAACGGAAAACAAGCAGCUGUACGCUCGAACAAUCAUGAGCCCUCUGUUCGCCGACAUGGAGCAGACGCUUCCUCAGGCCCGAAACGGCGACGAGCGAGCGAUUCUUCAGACCCACCACAUCAUCAUGGCUCUUGGUACACUUGCGCGUGGCUACUCAGAUUGGGUACCUACAGCCAACAACAGUACCGCUCCGCUUACCGAAGUUGCGGACGAGUUUACCAAAGCUUCUGAAGCCAUCCUCGUUGCUCUUCAGUCGCUGAACACCUCCGGAUCGAUACGCCACGCCGCGCGCUUUGCUUUCUCGCGACUGAUUUCUGUCCUUGGCUCACGAUUGCUACAACAACUGCCUUCCUGGAUUGAGGGACUGCUUUCGCUUAGCUCUUCCAUGGAUGAAAUCAGCACGUUCCUCAAGGUCCUCGCGCAGGUAAUCUUCACUUUCAAAUCUGAGAUCGCAAGCAUCUUGGAUACGGUUAUGACUCCGGUUCUGCAACGCAUUUUCACGGCGUUGGCAGUAACACCGUCGGGCACAGACGACGAGAUCCAGCUGGCUGAGCUCCGCCGCGAGUAUCUGAACUUCAUCACCGUUGUUCUCAACCAGAAUCUUGGGUCUGUGCUCGUCAGCAACACCAACCAAGCAACGUUCGAGCCAGUCGUUGCUUCGAUCGAGACUUUUGCCCGCGACACCCGGGACUACCAGACCGCACGUCUUGCCAUCUGUGUCAUCGUCCGCAUGAUCGAUGUCUGGAGUGGUGCAGACAAAGUCGGCCCGGGAGCGAACACAACAUCCACAACACCUAGCACCGAGCCGCUGCCAGGCUUUGACAACUAUGUGAUCGAGCGUUUCUCGCCCCUCGUGUGGUCUAUUCCUGCCUCGCCCGGCUUCAACUCGAAGGAUGCGCAGGCCAAGCAGGUCUUACACGAGACCGCCAAUCUGCAAACCGAGAUCAUCAAGAAGGUUGGCGAGCCGUACGUCGAGCGUCUCCGUAGCGAUCUUGGCGGCAUGGGCGUUGGCGGCGACGGCGUAGACCAGUAUCUGCGCACGCUAGCUGGCGCCUUUGAAGGCGCAAAAAAGGAGAAGGAGUGGAGGAGCUUCUUCGCCCAGUUUGUCGAGCGCAUGCUGUCCGCGAGGUCGUAG